UCUCCUAGUCACAUCGCGCCCCAACGACGACGACGAAGUGCGAUAGGCACGGAGUGUGUGCGUGCGAGAGAGAAGGGAGAAGGGAAAGCGCUUGAGGAUGGACAGCAGCCGCGCAACGUCGACGUCGGCGCAUUCGUCAAAGAUGGGAGACACAAAUCCUACUGCGAUCCCUGCAGCGCCCGUCUACGCGGGCAAGGAAAGCAACGAGGGCAAGGCGCCGGAAGCGGGAGAGGCUGGCGACGAGGGCAGGAGGAGCAGGAGCAAGAUUAAGGAUGCUUUCCAAAGCCGCUUGGCUCAUGUUGUCUCGCACGAGGAGGCGACAAUCCCUCUGGCCUGGCAGGCGCUCAACACGGGUCUCGUCGAUGCGCUCAUCUACUCCAAGAGCCAGAUCUGGACGGGCUUCCAAACAGGGAACAUGGUGCAAUUCAGCCAGAAUGUUGCCCAGUACAUGCUGCCCGGCGUCGAGCGGUACCCGCUGCUGACGCUCGAGAGGGCGCUCAGCGUCAUCUCCUUCAUCCUGGGAAGCUUUGUCGGUGCACUGGGCGGCCGCCGAUGGGGAGAUCGCAACCGAUCUUGGCUAAUUGCUUCGAGUCUGCUCCAGUCCUUUGCCCUCUUUGGCGCGGCAGGCAUCCUGCUUAGCCGACCCGAGGACGAGGCGCCCUCGUUCACGUACUGGCCCGGUACGAUUGUCUUGGUCGCCUUCUCGAUGGGCAUGCAGUCGAUCGCUGCGCAGAAGCUCGUCUCACCUGCUUUUGCAACUACGGUCGCAUUCACAGCGACACUGACACAGAUCGCGUCGGACCCUUAUCUCUUCUUUCUUACGCUAUCGCCCAUCGAGAAGCAUCGCGCAAAGCGCCAGCUGCAGCAAUCGACAGCUCUCGAAGAUGGCCCAUCGUCGAACCCCCCACCGCCGAAAAAGCCGACGAUCAGGACGCUUGGCAGGGACCGAAGGCUGCUCGGCAUUUUCGCCCUCUGCACAGGCGCGGGUGUGGCUGAGAUGCUUCUUCAGUCUCACGCUGGCGUACGCGGCGGCUUGGCCAUCGCGGCCGGCUUCAAGCUGGUCCAGUCCCUCCUUUGGCUCGUACCGAGCGGCGAAUGAAACGGGACAAUUCGCAUCCCUCCUUCCUCAUCAGCAAUUUUUCCGCGCAACCUGUGUCGCCCCCUCCGCCACGAUUCCCUAUCCCAGCGCACCCCUGCUCUCCCCUCUUACUCCUCCAACCCCCCCCCCUUUCCCUUUCUUCACAUAGACAAAGUCCUCCCAGAGGUUAGAUGGUGUUUAUGAUAUCCCCCUUGGGUCGCAAUGGUCAUGCACAUUCGGAGAGCAGGGCAGUAUCAUUCUGCGUUGCUCCCCGAGAUAUUUGCAGCA
Molecule: messenger RNA, 1366 nt
Organism: Acaromyces ingoldii
Lineage: Eukaryota; Fungi; Basidiomycota; Exobasidiomycetes; Exobasidiales; Cryptobasidiaceae
Exons: 5
Coding region: 143-1099 (318 amino acids)
Source: RefSeq, a predicted model, not a curated record